Saccostrea echinata is the source of this 513-nucleotide messenger RNA. RefSeq lists its product as uncharacterized. Gene Ontology annotation, biological process: positive regulation of DNA-templated transcription. Bases 1 to 513 code for a protein of 170 amino acids. NCBI's taxonomy places the organism in Eukaryota, Metazoa, Mollusca, Bivalvia, Ostreida, Ostreidae. The record is from RefSeq and is a predicted model, not a curated record. Gene Ontology annotation, cellular component: nucleoplasm; chromatin. Gene Ontology annotation, molecular function: zinc ion binding; ubiquitin-protein transferase activity. The transcript has a single exon.
AUGGCGGUUUGUAAUUCAAAAUACCCAGUUGGUUCUCCUCAGGAACAUAUACAAAUGUGUGAAAAUCAUGGUUUACCUAUCGAUUUGGUGUGUGAGGACUGUCAUAUAUUCAUUUGUUCUACAUGUGCAAAAACGGACCACAGUGGACAUAACUGGGUCACACAGGGUGUGGCGGCCAGUCAGAGGAGAAAAGGACUUUUAAAGUUUCUAAGGAACAUAAAGGAAGUGCAAUUGCCGAAGGUGGAUGAGAGGAUAAUUAAAAAGAAGACUGAAAAUGAAAGAACAUGUGAAUCCCAGAUGAAAAAUGUAGAGAAGCAUUUUAAUGAAAUCAUAGCCAAGCUGACAGAUAUCAGGGAUCGCAAAGAGGAAGUAUUAAAAAGCAAUUUGCGUAAGAAAAACGAACAUUUAGCCAUUGAGAAAUCCCGAAUGGACAAGGAAAAGAAACAACUAAUUGAAAUGGUAAAAUAUACAUGGAGGAGAACAGUAGAACCAUAUCUGAUAAGAACUUCAUAG